Linepithema humile (Argentine ant) is the source of this 2985-nucleotide messenger RNA. RefSeq names its product dnaJ homolog subfamily C member 5. The record is from RefSeq and is a predicted model, not a curated record. Lineage: Eukaryota; Metazoa; Arthropoda; Insecta; Hymenoptera; Formicidae. Gene Ontology annotation, cellular component: type Is terminal bouton. Gene Ontology annotation, biological process: regulation of neuromuscular synaptic transmission.
UCGGCGCAUAAGCGUUGACUGGCGGAACUAAAAUAUUGAAUCGUGCCUUUUGUGCGAUACUGAUGGUGCUUCGGAACAUCUUUGCCAAAAGGAUGCAUGAAGUUUCAUACCAUAUAUCAAGGAAAAUGUUUGCGUAGUAUCUUUCCGUGAAAUUAAGCGAGAAAAAAGCUUCAGUGUUUAGAUUAUUCACGUGAGAAGUUAACAAAUUCACGGCCGCCAUGGACAGAAGAAAAAUGUCUACAGCAGGGGAUUCCCUCUACCAGAUUUUGGAGAUUCCAAAAACCGCAACUUCGGAGGAAAUUAAAAAGACUUAUAGAAAAUUAGCCUUGAAAUUUCAUCCUGAUAAAAAUCCUAACAAUCCAGAGGCAGCUGAAAAGUUUAAAGAAAUAAAUAGAGCACAUGCUAUACUGACAGAUUUAACAAAACGUAACAUAUAUGAUAAUUAUGGGUCUCUUGGCUUAUACGUCGCAGAACAGUUUGGAGAAGAAAAUGUUAACGCUUAUUUUGUUGUCACUUCUGGGUGGUGUAAGGCAUUGUUCCUGUUUUGUGGAUUAAUCACUGCUUGUUAUUGUUGUUGCUGUUGUUGCUGCUGUUGUAAUUUCUGUUGCGGUAAAUGUAAACCAACUCCUCCUGAGGAUAGCGGCGCAUACCAUAAUUUACAGCGGAACCAGAAUCCAGAGGGUGUUGUGACAAAUCAACCGCGAGGUUUUGGCAAGGAAGAAGAAAGCGAUGAUGAUGCUGUGACAGCUCAACCACAAAGUGGUGCAUCGCAAAAUGCGCAGCAACCUAUAUUUGCUAUGCCUGCACCAGGAUCAGCUGUACCAACGUCAACAGUUAACGAAAGCACGAAUUUAAACAGCGGCGGUGACCGCGUGAUUUAUACCACUGCGGCUGCCACAAACCCAUUCAUAGGAGCCAAUGCAGCUACAACUGACCCCGGACCAACCAGAUGGUAGACUGAACCCAUGGAAAAACCAUCAUGAACAUUGAAUUUAUAUUUCUAAUGCCGGGUCGCUACAAUAGCUCAUUGACAUAGAUCAUAAGUUUAUGUUUUUGGUAAAGUAAAUUAUGAUUAGUUUAAUCUAAUGAUCAAUUUUUUUCUUUUGUAGGCAAAGUUUCUAUUAUUUUAUAGAUACAUUAUUAUGUUCUAUUUAUUGAAUUGGUCUCGAUAUAGAUACACAUUAUCUUAUGUAGUUUUCUACGGGAAUCUUUCGCCAGGAAUUUAUACUGUCUCGCAAUUUUUUUGUAUAUGAAUACAAGUAUACUUUAUAUUUAAAAUUUUUUGAACAUAAAGUAUUUUGAUUUUUAUUUUAUGUUCUGUUUCUAAUAAACAUUUUAAGGAGUUGCUCACAUAUAUCAGCAAAGAACGAAAUAAGCUGGAGCCUUGACAAGAAAUAUGUGAGUCCAUGUAUUAAGUAUUGAAAUCACUCAAUUAUCAAAAAAAAAAUCUUUUACUUCCCUCUAUGCUAUAUACAUAUAGUUAUUGAUAUUUUAGUCUGAACAUCCGUCUCGAAGUCUUUAAGUUAAUGUAAUAUUGAAAUACAAUAAUUAUACAGAAUGUAAAAAAUGUGUAUCAAUAGUUUAGAAGUAUUUUUUGAUAAAUGUUAAAUCGGUUACUCGAUGAAGGCCUAAUUAUAAAAGAAACAUUUAACACUAAUUCAGAAUGUAGAUAAAGAACAAAAUUCCACUUUUUAAUUCAGAGAUUGAACGUGUUUUUUCAAAUAAAAAUUGUAUUCUUUUUCUUAAUGAUUAAUAUUUAUUUAUUAUUGAAUUUUGAAAAACACAAUAUAUAUGUAAUUUAUGAAAAAAUCAGUUUAAAUUUAUCUAAACAUACAAUCAUACUAUUGAUCUCGCAUUCUACGAUACAUCCUGUAUAUUAGUUGUUAGUAAUAUUAGAGAACGAAAUUCGCGCGUGAAUAAUCUUUAUCAGGUAUAUAAAGAAUUGUUGCUAUAUAAUAAUUAUCUUUUAUGAAAUAAAUUUAUAAUAGUGUGCGAUAAAUCUCGUACUGUGCAACUGUGACAUCUGAAAAUCAUUUAAGUAUAGCAUAAUAUUGAGUUUAAAUUUAGUUUAAUUUAGCAAUUCGCAUAUUGUUCUAUUUUUCUUUACUUUUGUUUAUGUCAUUUUGUAAUUAUUAAAAAAUUACAUUUCCAUAUUGUAACAGGAUUCAUCAGGAUUAAAUAAUCGACAAUAUAAUUUUAGUAUUUAACAAAUUUAAUAUUUAAAAAGUUUUUUUUUUUUUUUUUUUGUUGAGAGAGAAACUAUUCAAUUAAAUAAUCGAAAUAAUAAUAUAAAGGUAUAAAUGCAUACAGGCAUUGGCUUUCAUUAUUCAAAACGAGAUGUUAGAUUUUUUUUAGAUUUCAUCUACACAUUAAAUAUUUGGAAAUGAACAGAAACACAAUUUCUAUAUACAUGUGCAGAAUGAUCUAUUUAAGUCACCCUUAGUCUUGUAAUUUAAUAUUUAUAUCACUAGUAAAAAAAAAAAAAAAAUCAUUCGGAUAAAACUUUUUCAAAAACUGCGGUAUUAUUGCUACAAACAAUUUCGCUCUUAGUGUCUGAGAAUUAUAUAAUUUGUUGACUAUAUACACACACAAAUGCAUAUUGUAUUCACUCUUAUAUGGAACUGAGAGGAUUAGAACGUCCUGAUGUGAUGUAUUCUAUAAUAUUCAGAAGAGACACAGAAUGAACUUUAUCUUCAGACGUAACUUUUGUAAAAAGUAUAAUCUCAUGUAUACCAACGGCAUAUUGCUAUGUAUGUAUCUAUUAAUUCAAAGAUGUAUGCACUGCAUUAAUUAAAUAAUGCCGUGUAUUUAUGAUAAGAUUUCGUUAAUUAUAAAUAUUUGUCUGUAUUGUCCUAAUCAUAUAAUUGACAAAUAACUUCGACGUGCAAAACUAUUUCCGAAAAUUUUAACACUUAUCUAUGAUGUAAGUAGUAAUCAUAUGUAAUUAUAUCACAAUGUAAAUGUGUGAUAAAUCAAUUGAACAUA